Messenger RNA from Zootoca vivipara (common lizard), 939 nucleotides. NCBI's taxonomy places the organism in Eukaryota, Metazoa, Chordata, Lepidosauria, Squamata, Lacertidae. The record is from RefSeq and is a predicted model, not a curated record.
AUGAAGGAGGAGGACAACUCAGAGGCUAAAAUAACCCAGGAUGAAAGGACUUACCUGUAUAAGCAGAAAGCACGCUGCCGAUUCAUGAGGAAACAGAAAAAUGGGAUUUCACCCUGGAAGAACACUGGGAAGUUAAAGAAAAGGUUGCAGUCAAAGGAGAAAAGCCAAGAAAGUUUGAAAGAAACAAAGGAAAGAGCGCCAACUCUCUCCUGUCAAGAAACCUCCAAGUCAGCUGAGAAUAGUGCUGAGGAUUUCAAUAGCGAGUGGACCAUUUUUAAUGAUUUGUUCUUCUCAAGUGAUGUGGCACCCUGCAAUGAGUUCAUACCUUUUUACAGGACAUACUCAAACCUUGUGGAAAUCCCUCUGCAGAUAAAUACAGAAUUGAGCCAUGAGAACGCAGAAGGAGAAGAAGUUCAAAGCGAUGGCUGUGUCUUUAAUCCUAAGUAUGAAGAUGAGCCUCUAAAGGACGUGAGUCUCACCACUGGAUAUUUUCCAUAUUAUAGAACAUAUGAGGAAUACUUUGGCAACUCAGAUCUUCCCGGUGAAAUACACAGUAGAGCAGAGAGCAAGGAGAGUGCGGCAAACAGUGCAGAGGAAAUCAAGAGUGAAAUGAGCUGUGAAACUGAGGAAGGAUCUGAAGAUACUGAUAUUCAGGAAAACUGUGAAACAUCAGAGGAUACCAGCCAAUGUGCUGAGAGUCUUCAGUUCACUGAAAACCAAGUAUUAACUGGCUCCAUCGUUGAGUCCUGUGAUUCUGACCUCUCUCUCUUCGAUGAAAUUCUAAACCUGAGGCAAUCACCUUCCGACAGUGGUUAUUUUCCAUAUUAUAGAACAUAUGGGAAAUUGCUUCUUGGCCCAGAAACCUCAAGUAAUGUGCUCUGUAGCAGCAGAGAUGCACUGGAAAUGUUUGGUAUGGAAAGGAACUUCACCGGAAACUAG